This is a messenger RNA of Phragmites australis (common reed), 900 nucleotides long. RefSeq lists its product as uncharacterized. Lineage: Eukaryota; Viridiplantae; Streptophyta; Magnoliopsida; Poales; Poaceae. The transcript is spliced from 2 exons. The coding region runs from base 135 to 569 and encodes 144 amino acids. The record is from RefSeq and is a predicted model, not a curated record.
UCCCCUCGAGAGCCUCGCCACUCCCCUUCCCGGUCUCAGCCUCCAGCCUCUCCUGUCUUCGGUUCCCAACCAAGAAGACGAGGAGAAGCGACCCCGACGCCGGGAGAUCCUGCGAGGAGGGGGUCCAAGGUACCAUGGCGACGAGGAAGCGGUCCAGGAGCAGCGGCGCCACGUCGUCCGCGAUGCGGCGGACGACGAGCCUGUCGGAGCUCGCGCCACCGACGCGGGCGGCGAGAGGCCGCUCGGCGGCGGCGGCGACGGUGGCACCGCCGGUGGAAACGGGGGCAGGGGCGGGGUUGAGCGCUGCUCAGAGGCGGCACUCGUUGGACGGCUUCCCCGUGACGGAGACGGCGGCGUUCCUCAAGGCCUGCGGGCUCUGCAACCGCCGCCUCGGCCCCGGCCGCGACACCUUCAUAUACAUGGGUGAGGUGGCCUUCUGCAGCCAUGAGUGCAGGCAGCAGCAGAUGAACAUCGACGAGCUCAAGGAGAAGAAGCGCUUUACUCCGGCUGGCGGCGGCAGCGGUGUCUCAGACCAGUCCGGCAACAGCAGCACCAUAGCUGCCGCCUAGAAUCGUCAGAGGGGGCAAAAAAAAGGAGAAAAUUUUGGCACCCUUGUAGGGCCCAAAUCCAUUAUUUUCUAUCAACAUAUGUAUAUCCUAUAUUUGUGGAGUUAUUGUGUGUAUUGGUGGUUCAGGUUGUAACCCAAAAGGGGAGGGAAGGAUGUAGAGAUUGAAACUGGGCAUGCUAAAGUUUGCAAUAGGUUUGCAAUCCAUCUGUGGGGAUGUGUCUUUAUCACAAGGGACUGCUUUGAAUCCUGGUGCAAAUUAGGACUUCGGAUUUGGACCUACUUUGUUAAAUUUUCUCUACGAAGAACUUAAGUUCUCCUGAAUUGUUGGAAAA